UGCUGGCUUCGCUCUUUCGGCCGCGCCAGUUGCAGCAAGGGGAGCUGUGGCGGCGCCGGGAGACGUCGGGGCGAAAGCGGUCGCAAGCCGAGGACGCCGGUUGCCUGGAGUGGCGGUCAUUAGCUAGAGGCGAGAAGAUACAUUCAUUUUGUGAUUGAAGAAAAAUCCUAUUGAAUACAAUGGCCCUGAUGCUGCUCAAUCGGCACACAACAUGGGCACUGCAGCAGAGUUCCAAGAUAUUUGCAGGAGGACUCCGAGGUAUCAGCCAAGUGGCAGCUAAAAUUGACAUGGAAUUUGACUAUGAUGGGCCACUGAUGAAGACGGAAGUCCCUGGGCCAAGAUCCAGGGAACUAAUGAAAGAGUUGAAUGUAAUUCAGAACGCCGAGGCAGUCCACUUUUUCUGCAACUACGAAGAAAGCCGAGGAAAUUAUCUUGUGGAUGUUGAUGGAAACCGGAUGUUGGAUCUCUACUCUCAGAUUUCAUCCAUCCCGAUUGGCUACAGCCACCCAUCUCUGAUCAAACUUUUGCAGCAGCCCCAGAAUCUGAGUGCUUUUGUCAACAGACCUGCUCUAGGAAUUUUGCCUCCAGAAAAUUUUGCUGAAAAGCUAAGGGAAUCUUUGCUCUCGGUGGCUCCUAAAGGCCUCUCUCAAGUAGUAACCAUGUCCUGUGGAUCUUGCUCCAAUGAAAACGCCUUUAAAACCAUAUUUAUGUGGUACAGGAACAAAGAAAGAGGAGACAACAGAGUUACCAAAGAAGAGUUGGAGACCUGCAUGAUUAACCAGCCCCCAGGUUGCCCGGAAUACAGCAUGCUUUCCUUUAUGGGUGCAUUUCACGGGAGAACCAUGGGCUGCUUAGCCACUACGCACUCCAAGGCCAUUCAUAAGCUGGACAUCCCGUCCUUCGACUGGCCCAUCGCUCCCUUCCCAAGGCUGCAGUACCCUUUGGAAGACUUUGUGCGAGAAAACGAGCAGGAGGAAGCGCGCUGCUUAGAAGAGGUGGAAGAUUUGAUUGUUAAAUACAGGAAAAAGAAUAAAGUUGUUGCCGGAAUCAUUGUGGAGCCCAUUCAGUCCGAAGGGGGGGACAAUCAUGCAUCGGAUGACUUUUUUAGGAAAUUGAGAAACAUCGCAAGAAAGCACGGCUGCGGUUUCUUGAUAGACGAGGUACAAACGGGAGGUGGCUGUACUGGCAAAUUCUGGGCCCACGAACACUGGGGGCUCGAAGAUCCAGCGGACGUCCUGAGUUUCAGCAAGAAGAUGAUGACCGGAGGGUUUUUCCACAAGGAGGAAUUUCGGGCAAAUGCACCAUAUAGGAUUUUUAACACGUGGCUUGGGGACCCUUCCAAGAAUCUUCUGCUCGCGGAGGUCAUUAAUGUCAUAAAAAGGGAGGAUCUUCUGAGCAACGUCAGCCAUGCUGGGAAGGUCCUGUUGAUGGGGCUGCUGGAAUUACAGAGUCGCUAUCCCCAUCUGAUCAGCCGAGUCCGGGGACGAGGGACAUUCUGCUCUUUUGACACUCCAAAUGACACAAUUCGGAACAAGCUCAUUGAAAUAGCAAGAAACAAAGGUGUCGUAUUAGGCGGCAGUGGGGACCGAUCGAUCCGUUUCCGACCCACUCUGGUCUUCCGAGACCACCACGCACAUCUUUUCCUGAACAUCUUCAGCGAUAUUCUGGCAGAUUUUAAGUAGCCAGGAUCCCACCUUGCACCGAGAGAGGCCAAAUAUCUUCUCAGAAUUGGAGAAUAGUUUAUUUAAGAUCAUAAAUAUAUAUGUAUAUACAUAUAAUAUAUAUUUUCACUAAUAGGAAAGAUGGAAUUCAUAAAGUGCUUUUUUAAAAAUAUUGGUUUGAUCAUGCUCACCUCCAGCACAAACUGCUUCUGGCUAUUUAAAAAAAAUAUCUGGACACGCUUUUGAUGUCCUCGGCCAUCUCCUUUAACCCAGCAAAGGCUAAGCGAUUGGUUUCGGGUUUCAAAGCUUGGCCUGGAAUUUGAAUUCCUGGGUAUGUUUCUUGCAACAGAUUUCUAGUACUCAAGUCUGGAAAAUGCACUUCUACUGCCACGGAUCCAGAGCACUGCUGAAAAUAAAGAAUGAUGGUGGACUUCUAAGGAGAAAGCAGCUGUUGGAUACAUCCAAGUCUGUCUCCGGAAUCCCUUUGCACAGUGUGGUCUCUUCUGAAGCGCACAUGGAAACUCAAAAUGCAAAAUCCCUCCAUGUCAUGCGCCUGCUAACAUCAGACUGUUAUUUGCACCGCCUCCGAGGGUCUACAGGCCUCUCCAAAAGGAGGUUAAGGAUCUUGGAAGGCUCGCAGCAUCUUUUCCAAGCCUUGAUCCUCCUCAUCUCUUUUACAGAGGAGUUGCUGAUGUGGAUUUGGGGCUUUGCAGGUGCCAACUUCCUUCCCUGCUUCGUUGCUUGCAAACCGAUUGCUGUCACUGCUUUUAUUUUACAUUUUUUGGGCAUCUUCACUUGGACAUGCCGAUGGUACUUCCUUUGGUGACAAAACAGGGUUUUUUUAAAACUCAAAAGGAUCAGGUGUUUGGAAGGACUCUUUGGCAGAAACGGUAGAAUUUUUGCAAUUGUGAAGUGGGGGUGGGGGUCAAAUGGAGCCAGCAAAAUGAGUAAAUCCAUCACCUUCUACAGCUGUGGUGCACUGUCCAAGGCUUUGUAAUGGCACCCAGCCCUCCCAACUCAUGAUUGCAGCCUCCAGAACCCUCCAAAAUAUUGUCUUACUGCAUUUUUUUUUAAUACAGCAGGAGGGAAAUGUGCAUUUGGGGAAUGAUUGUAUGAAUUCUAAUGUAAUUUUAAUUCAAUUUGGCUUCGCUUCUGUUCUACCUUUGUCCUUUUGUUUGAAGUGGAAUCCAAAGCUCACGCGUGGUCUUUUGUGACCAGUGAUGCCUCCUUCCUAUCCUUUGUGGAGCUUUUGGAGGAAUAAUCCCAAUCAGAUUGCAAAAUGAGAGCAUUUAUAGUCUUGGCAACCUGUGAUUUGGCCCCAAUGUUUGGUAUUUCUGCAGGCCUCCCAUUCAUGCAUUGAGGUAAAUUUUGUCCAUCUCGGUUUAUGAGGAAGAAGUUUAUGAGAGGGGCAUCUGAAGCCUUUCCAACAGGAAAACUGCCUCUUGAAGGGAUUGGAAAUGAAGCAGAUUGUAUGUAAGAGCCACAGUGGCACAGUGGUUAGAGUGCAGUACUGCAGGCUAUUACUGCUGCCUGCCUGCAAUUUGGCAGUUCAAAUCCCACCAGGCUCAAGGUUGACUCAGCCUUUCAUCCUUCCAAAGUGGGUCAAAUGAGGACCCAGAUUGUUGGAGGCAAGAGGCUGACUCUGUAAACUGCUUAGAGAGGGCUGUAAAAGCCCUGUGAAGCAGUAUAUAAGUCUAAGUGCUAUUGCUAUCUUUUCUUCCUGUUCGGAAUGAGGCCCUCAUGAAAACAGGAAUAUACCAUUUGAAACUUUCUCCUGUGCUUUUUAACCAGAAUCCCAACCUGCAAGCUAGUUUAUGAAGAUGUGUGUAUAGAUAGAAGAAAAAAAAAAGGUAUUGUUAUACACUUCAAGUGACCUGGUUACAGCUAGUCCUUGACUUACAACCACAACUUAUGGCCCAAUUUCUGUUGCUAAGUAAGACAAUUGCUGAGUGAGUUUUGCUCCAUUUUACAACUUUUCUUGCCCCCGUUGUUAAAUGAACUAUUGCUGUUGUUAAAUCAGAAAUACGGUUGUUUAAGUGAAUAUGGCUUCCCCAUUGACUUUGCUCAUCAGGUCAAAACGGAUCACUUGACCCUGGGACACUGCAAGUGUCAUAAAUAGGAACCAGUUGCCAAGUGUCUGGAUUUUGAUCACGUGACCAUGGGGAUGCUGUAAUAGUUGUGUGAAAAAUGGCCAUAAGUCACUUUUUUCAGGGACUGUUUGAACAGUCAUUAAAUCAGCUGUUGUAAGUCAGGGACUUCCUGUAUGUAACCCCCUGCAAAUGUCACUGGGGCAGAAUAUCUCCCCCUACCCUGCUUCUCUCAUCCCUGGAGCAGCUCAGAAACAGGAAGGAAAAUCUGAAGACCUUUGGGAUUACAGAUGAUGAGAAGAGGACAAAAGACCAGAAGCUAACAAUAUUAAAUCUCUCCAAUCCCUCAUUUUCUCCCAUCCCACCAACUUGGAAGGCCAGGGGGCUGUCGCCAGUUUGUAGCGAUAGUAGUUGGAGUGCCAAAAAGAGCAUUAAAAAAAUGGCAAGAGGCCAUUUGGGUUUCAUUUUUGCAAGAGCUGGAUCUAGUGAGGCAGAAACCAGUGAUUCUCAGGCUGGACAGAAUUGCCAUCUGUCAGAAAUGGCAUAGGGUCUCCUGCUUGGAUGCGGGAUUGGACUAAAUGACCUACAAGAGGUCCCUUCCAACUCUGUUAAUCGGAAUAUAGAACCAUUUUGCAAACCUAGAACAGGUAUGUCCCAUUCUCGAGGUCGAAAAGAAAAUAACCAAAUUUCCAGAGAGUCUCAGAAAGGGCCUAGAAUUUAAACCAUGUAAGGGAUACAGAGAAAUAGUUGACUUUUUUGUCUUCUGCAGUAGGCAAAUCUUCUACAUAUAUAUAUGGCUUCUUUCUUGUCUACAAUAAAAUAACUAAUUUAGCUGUG
Molecule: messenger RNA, 4585 nt
Organism: Pantherophis guttatus
Lineage: Eukaryota; Metazoa; Chordata; Lepidosauria; Squamata; Colubridae
Gene: ABAT
Product: 4-aminobutyrate aminotransferase
Biological process (GO): GABA catabolic process
Cellular component (GO): mitochondrion
Molecular function (GO): pyridoxal phosphate binding; 4-aminobutyrate:2-oxoglutarate transaminase activity
Source: RefSeq, a predicted model, not a curated record